This is a messenger RNA of Gracilinanus agilis (Agile Gracile Mouse Opossum), 5530 nucleotides long. It is a transcript of the gene PHLDB2, whose product is annotated as pleckstrin homology like domain family B member 2. NCBI's taxonomy places the organism in Eukaryota, Metazoa, Chordata, Mammalia, Didelphimorphia, Didelphidae. The record is from RefSeq and is a predicted model, not a curated record. Gene Ontology annotation, biological process: regulation of microtubule cytoskeleton organization. Gene Ontology annotation, cellular component: basal cortex. The transcript is spliced from 17 exons. Bases 10 to 3777 code for a protein of 1255 amino acids.
AACAAAAUUAUGGCCGAAUACAGCCACAUGCAAAACCAGCUGGAUUUACAAAAUGGUAGCUUACAGGAAGGCUUUGUGGUGAAUUCUCUUGAAAACAAUCUCCAAGGCAUAAUGGAUAGCCUAAACCAGAAGAAAUACACUUCUAGUCUAAGAUUUAAAACUAAUGGAGAGUACUCUGGUUCCUACUUAACUCUUUCGCAACCAAUGACUAAUAAAAGAAGUCCAUCUCCUAUGGGGUCUGGCAUCAGAAACACCUCCUUUGCCAAAAUUCAGGGAAGUAAGCAGUUCCUAUGUGAUGGCACUGACAAAAACAUUUCCACCAAACCUCCCACUCCUUUUCUAGGUACUUCGCCGUCCCUUAGUGGAUAUCCCCUUGGGACAGCAGACUUUGAUCACUGUGCUGGCUGGGAGGAUGAAAGGUCCUUAAAACUUGCCAGUAAGCUUCCUUAUUCCAAAUACAGCUCAAAGAAUAAGUCGCAUGACAACGUCUACUUUCUUGAGGGGCUGGACAGCCGGAAAGCAUCAGGUUCCCUCUUGACCAUGUGGAAUGGAAGCUCCGGUGGUGAUGCUGGUCUUUCACCUCUCCGGAGGUCUGGAGCAACAAGCAUGCCCUCCAGCCCAAAGCAAGCCAGGAAGAUGAACAUUCAGGACAGCCUGACUCUUCAACCCAAAAUGACAAAACACAAGGAGAUAACAGCUGAGAAUGUUGGUUUAAGAACUAGGAAAUAUUCAGGAAGCUCCCUAAGUCAAAUGGGAGCAUACAGCCGUUCGCUGCCCAGGUUGUACAAAGCUGCUGAUAACCAGCCAAUGCCACUCAGCUUGCCCCCAAGAAAUUCUCUAGGGAACUCCAAAAGAAAGAAACUUGGGGAAAAGGAUCUACCUCAAAGCAUAACCAAUGGAGACAAUUACCUUAAUUUUUCUUCUUUAAGCUCAGGGGCUUUGCCGUAUAAGAACUCUGCAUCAGACAUCCAUCCAUAUGUUAGUUCAACUCUUAGCAUUCCCUCAAGCCCCCGAGUGGCUAGGAAAAUGUUGCUGACUUCCACCUCAUCCUGUGCAUCUGAUGACUUUGACAGGAUCAUGUUCUCAGGGACAAGCCCUAAUAAUUCAUUUUCUCCUGGAGAGCUCAACAGAGUAUUUGCUGGCAGGAGGGACUUUUCUCGUAGCUCCAUGGAGUUCGAUGACACUGACUUGGAUGGCCUCAGACAGACUUCCAGUACUCCACAGCCAGUCCUUAGGGAAAGGAAAAGCAGCAUUAGCUCCAUUUCAGGAAGAGAAGAUCUGAUGGAUUAUCACCGGAGGCAGAGAGAAGAAAGACUAAAGGAACAGGAGAUGGAGCGAUUGGAGAGACAGCGCCUGGAGACCAUCCUUAGUCUUUGUGCAGAAUAUACCAAGCCUGACAGUAGCUCAGCUACUAUGACCACUGUUGCCGAUGUGCAGAAGAUUAAUAAGGAGCUUGAGAAGUUGCAGCUUUCUGAUGAGGAGUCUGUGUUUGAAGAGGCACUCUUACCUCCAGAAACAAGAUAUAGGUGCCACCGGAAGGCUUCCAUUACUGAUUCAGAGUUGUCAGGAUUCAGUAGCCUCAGUCAGAAUGCUGCCAGCUUACCUUCCUCAAGGAGUUUCAGAAAUGAUGAAUCCUUUAGUGACCAUGCCAAGACGCCACCAUUAUCUUCAUCUCUAUUACAGAAGGCUUCCAAUGAGUCUGCCUAUCUAAGUAUCGUACCAAAGACACCUGAAGAUGGAAAUGAAGAGCAGAGGAGUCAGGAGUUGGCUCACAUGGAAGAGUCCAGAAUGGUAAUACUGAACAACUUGGAGGAACUUGAACAAAAGAUUAAAGACCUCAAUGAUCAGAUGGAUGAAUCUACCAGAGAGGUGGAUAUGGAAUGUGCCCUUCUGGAUGGUGAACAGAAAGCCGAAUCCACCGAACUUGUGAAAGAAAAGGAAAUAUUGGACCAUUUAAAUAGGAAGAUAGCAGAGCUUGAAAAGAACAUUGUUGGUGAAAAAACCAAGGAGAAGGUAAAGCUUGAUGCUGAGAGGGAAAAACUAGAGAGGCUGCAGGAAAUAUACUCCGAGCAGAAGACCCAGCUUGACAAUUGCCCUGAGUCCAUGAGGGAACAGUUACAGCAGCAACUGAAGAGGGAUGCUGACCUGUUGGAUGUAGAAAGCAAACAUUUUGAAGAUCUAGAAUUUCAGCAGCUGGAGCAUGAAAGCCGGCUAGAUGAAGAGAAAGAGAAGCUGACCCAACAGCUUUUACGUGAAGUAGCUGAAUAUCAAAGGAAUAUCGUCACUAGAAAGGAGAAAAUUUCUGCAUUAAAGAAGCAAGCCAGUCAUAUUGUCCAGCAAGCUCAGAGGGAACAAGAUCACUUUGUGAAAGAGAAAAAUAAUUUAAUACUAAUGCUUCAAAGAGAAAAGGAGAACCUUUGCAAUUUGGAAAAGAAAUAUUCUAGCCUUUCUGGAGGAAAGGGGUUUCCUGUCAACCCCAAUAGUCUAAAAGAGGGCUUUAUCAGUGUAAAUGAAAUUAAUGAGCUAGGUGGCAAUUCCACGAAUCUAUCCCCUUCUACUCAGCUCCCCACUGAUGCUGAUGCUGAUGCUGAUCCCACUGAGCCUUCCACAGCUGUGCUGGUGAGCCAGCUACAAAAUCAAGAGCACUUUAGAAAUUUGGAAGAGAGAAAGAAACAACAUAAGGAAGGCCUCUAUCUCAGUGAUACUUUACCUCGGAAGAAAACUGCACCUUCGGUCUCGCCACAUUUCAGCAGUGCUACUAUGGGAAGAAGCAUCACCCCCAAGGGUCACCUGCCUCUAGGACAGAGCAACAGCUGCGGCAGUGUCCUCCCUCACUCCCUGGCAAUGAUGUCCAAAGAUACAGAAUCAAGGAGAAUGCACAAAGGGUAUAAUCAUCAACAGAUGAAUGAAGGACAAAGGCAGAAAUCUUCUGAUUUUUACAACCGAACUGCAUCUGAGUCAAAUGUCUAUUUGAAUAGUUUCCAAUACCCAGAUCAUAGCUAUAAGGAUCAUGCCUUUGAUACUUUGAGCAUGGAUAGCUCUGACAGCAUGGAAACCAGCCUCUCUGCUUGCUCUCCUGACAAUAUCUCCAGUGCCAGCACAUCAAAUAUUGCCAGAAUAGAAGAAAUGGAGAGGUUGCUGAAACAGGCUCAUGCUGAAAAGACACGUUUGCUUGAAUCUAGGGAACGUGAAAUGGAGGCCAAAAAACGAGCUCUAGAAGAAGAAAAACGGCGUCGAGAAUUGUUAGAGAAAAGAUUACAAGAAGAAACUAGCCAAAGACAAAAGCUAAUUGAAAAAGAAGUGAAAAUACGAGAGAAACAAAGAGCACAGGCUCGGCCCUUGACCCGUUAUCUGCCUGUUAGAAAGGAAGACUUUGAUCUGCGGAGUCACGUAGAGACUGCUGGUCACAAUAUAGAAACCUGUUACCAUGUGUCCAUCACAGAGAAGACUUGCCGAGGAUUUCUCAUCAAGAUGGGUGGAAAAAUUAAAACCUGGAAGAAAAGGUGGUUUGUUUUUGACCGAAACAAACGAACCUUCUCCUAUUAUGCAGAUAAACAUGAAGCUAAAUUAAAAGGAGUGAUAUAUUUUCAAGCUAUUGAAGAAGUCUAUUAUGAUCACCUCAAGAAUGCAUAUAAGAGUCCUAAUCCAUUACUCACCUUUAGUGUCAAGACACAUGAUCGGAUCUAUUACAUGGUUGCUCCAUCUCCAGAGGCCAUGAGGAUCUGGAUGGAUGUUAUUGUUACUGGGGCAGAAGGUUAUACUCAUUUCAUGUUGUAAUGAAAGAAUGCGGCAGUUCAUGAGAGGGCAGAUUGCAAUAACCUUAUAUCAGAAUCAAGCCAUACUCAAUCUCAUUUGGAAAAACUCCAAGCAAGAAGGAUAACAUUCACACACAAUGCUUUAUAAACACACGUUUGGAACUCCCUUUAUGUAUCAACAAAAGUGUUUUGAAUUUUUUUUUUACACAAGAAGACAAUGAAGCUCUAAUUUGUAGUUUGAUGGAGCAAUGGCAAAAGGACUGAAGUUGCUGCAAGAAAGAAAACAUUUUGUUUUGGGAAUGACGGCAGCAUGAGCAGCAUUUAUAAGGCAAUUUUCUUAAAAACUUUUAAAUGAGUGGUCUUAGUGAAAAAUUAAGCCAUUUACAAGUGUUUGUGUGUACUCUGAAAUUAUUUUAGCACCUGAACCAAAAGAUAUCACUACAUAUAUUGCUAAUUUGUAGCAUUUGACAUAUUAGUAACCAACUGGCUCUUUAAAAAAUAAUUUCCUAUAGCAUAUUCAUAAAUUAAUACUACAGAAAAGGAGGGACGGGAGGGAAAGAUGGGAGACAAAAAGAAUUUAAAGAGAGAUUAAAUCCACAGUAGUUGAAUAUUGCACCAAAGCCAAAGACUUAAUGUUGAUAUGCCUUCUACUUCACAGCAAUUCCUAGUGAUGACCCAUAUUUUGGUUCUUUGUAAUAAGACAAAAAGAACCUCUAACUUUUUAAUAACACUAAAAUGCCGUAGGAUGUCUUAUAAGCUGGUUUCAAAAUAUUACCUUUAGCACAAACUAGGGCUGUAAAUGGGCUAUAGCUAAAGGUUGCCCUAACCCUAAUUAGUUACAUUUCUAUGUACCCCAUAACUAUUUCUGAGACCCAUUAAAAUCAAUUCCUGCCCCAAAUUUCUAUUAGUAACUAUUGUAUUUACUAAGCAUAUUGCUUUUUUAAAAAAUGUUUCAAGAGAAACCAUGUUAGAGAAUUCUUACGCAAUCUUAAAUGAAGAGAAUAUUCAAUAGAAUCAACUUUUUUUCCUCUGAAAACUUUCCCUAAUCCCUGCGCUGAAAUCACUAGUAAUUAAAAACAACUGCUCACACUUACAUAGCACUUUACAGCUUUCCUUAAUACAAGUAUUAUCAUACUCAUUUUACAAAUGAAGAGCCUGAGACGAAGAGGUUUUCACUUUACUUAGGGUCAUAGGCUAGGAAGCUGAAGAGCCAGAAUUUGUUGUAGAUCUUUCUGUCUCCAAAUCCAGUACUAUUUCCACUGUUUACGGCUAACGCCCUCUCAGGCAAUCCAAAGCAUUUUUUUUUCCUUUUCCUUAUGUGCUUCUGCUUUAUUCUGGAACCCAACACUCAAUUGCAGCCUUCCCUAAACAAUGUAUAAAGUCAGUUUGUUGAGGUUUUAAUCACAAACUAGGCUAAGAUUAAGAUCAAAAAUGGUCAUUAGCUGGAAGCACAGGUGUCUGUUUAAAAAAGGCAAAUGAAGUUCAACUCCAAAAGGAUUUGAGGAAGGAAAUCUUUCUUUUAAAUUAGCCAUUGCAUUUUUUAUGGUGUUACAGUCCAUUUUUGUUGAAUAAAACUUUGACUUCAGGCAAGUCAUUUAUGAUAUUUUCCAAAUGUCUGUCCGUCCUGAUAAUCUGGGUGUAUUUGUGCAUUUGUAUGUAUGUUUAUGCAUUCUGUUAUUUAGUGGAAAUGUGGUAAAUGAGUAGCACUAGAAAAUGAUGACUUUACCUACAAGUACAAUAUGGAAUUAGUAUAAUUAAAGUUUCUCUUCUCAAAA